This is a messenger RNA of Anopheles aquasalis, 5702 nucleotides long. RefSeq lists its product as uncharacterized. Lineage: Eukaryota; Metazoa; Arthropoda; Insecta; Diptera; Culicidae. The record is from RefSeq and is a predicted model, not a curated record.
UUGUUGUUUGCCGUUGUUUUUGUGUGGGAAAACUCUCUGCGCCGCCUGCCUGGCUGUAUCCGUGCGCGUGUUUCCUGUAGCGUGCGUGCGUAACCAGAGACCAACGACCGCCGCAACCGCUGUUGGUGCUUGCCAAGCCGUGGCCAAGCCCUGCCCGCUCCAUCAACCGUGUGCUGUUGGCUGCGGCCCCGAGAUAUCCACGCCGCAACGUUCAACCAUCCGACAUCGCACGCACGCACGCACGCACGCACGCACGCUCUGGAGCCAUCUUGGCAUCCUGGCCCGACGGAGUACCGAGAGAGUUCCGGGGUUCCGAUCGACCAGCUCAACCGAACCAAACCGACCGAAACCAAUCCAACAACAACCCAACAGCUCUCUAACCGACCAGCCAACAAAGCGCCAGAAACGGCAGUGAGCGGGGGAAAAUAAGAAGAGAGGAGAGAGAGAGAGAGAGAGAGAGAGAAAGAGAGAGGGGAGAGGAUCGAGACCAAGGCUUCGAUGCAGGAAGCAAGGAGCAGCAGAACGAUACGACGAUCGAGAGACUAGUGGCCAAGGGGAAGCAGCAUCCGGAAUGGGCAACUCGGGCAGCAUUAAUGGGCUGUCGGCGUACGACGACGGUUACCACCAUCAGCACCAUCAUCAUCAUCACCAUCAGCACCAUCCGCAUGCGGGGGCGUCCGCGGCCGGCUAUCACCAACACCACCAGCGUUAUCACGAUGCGAUGCGUGGUGGCACCGGGGGGAUGGGAGCGCUAGAUGGUGGUGGCCCCGGGUGGCUAGAGUCCUACCAUCAGCAGCAGCAGCGACCGGAGCAGCAGCGACCGGAGCAGCAGCAGAUCAAGGUGCUGCCGGACAUUCCGGGCAAGGUGGCGAAGCUGCGGUCGACGAACAAUGGCAACAUACUGCACGCCGGUGGCACCAUCAGCAAAAACAAUCAGCUGCAGCGCUCGAAAAGCAUCUCGUCACCGAGCUACCAGCAGCACCACCACCACCACCACCAUCAGCAGCAGCUUGACGAGGCGCCGGAGGGCGAGUUGAUGUGCUCGCUGCCACCGCGGAUGCUCAUCACCCGCUCCCGCACCCAGGUCAGCAUGCUAGGGGUUGGUGGGACCCCCGGCUACGACGGGGACAUGGUGUCACGCCAGCGUCCACCCCAGUUCGGGGCCCGCUCGGGUACCCGUCAGCCAGCCUCCUACCAAUCUGGUGCCGGUGCUGGUGCCACGUCCCCCCACGGGGCCGGUUUCGGUGGCCAGCGGAAGCGGUUCGGCUCGGAGCCGGAUCUGCGGGCCCCACAUGAAGGCCAGCCGAAGAAUGAGCACGGUGAAGCGGGUGCUGGUGGUGCUGGUUUGCUGCUGCGGACACCCAAGACCGCCCAAUCGAAGAUCAUGAAGGGCAAGAACAAAAAGAAGGCACCGGGACCACCGAUCGCACACGAGAAGCAGAAGGACCCCGGCAAGGGUGAGAGCGGCGAACGGGGCGGCGGACGCAUCAUCGCCUACUCGCCACUCCGCAAAACCAACUCCGACACCUCAUCCACUCUGCCAUCAACCUCAACCGAUCAGAGCGGUGGUGGUGGUGGUCGCAAACUGCGCCUCUUCAAGACGCGCGCCGAAACCCGCAAGCAACCGGUCAUUGCCAAGCUACCGGAGGCGUCCGAUGCCAAGUUUGCGGCCAAAGUGCAGCAAAACAGUGCCACAACAGGAGGGUCAGCUGGAUCACCACCAGCACCAGCAGCAGCACCAGCAGCAGCAGCAGCAGCAACGAACCACAAAGUGCCGGGCCGCGUUCCAACGUCCGCUGCACGAAGGGCCGAUCGUCCGCUGGAGGGUGGCGAUGGUGGUGGUGGUGAUCGCGUGGUGCUGGAGCAGCUCCCGGCGCACCCGAACCCCCGUUCGUUCUUCCGGCGGGAGAAAACGUUCGACGUGGGGCUACUGUCGCUGGAGGCACGGAAGGUGGCCAAACCGACCCUGUCGCCCCCCCUGUCGCGCCGCAAAUCGAUCGUCAAGAGCCUGCUGGAGGCGGAACCGCAGCUCGACGGGCAGGAAAAGCGUCAGCAGCGUAGCGCAGCCGUACCACCACCCCCAACCUCCAGGAAGGACUCCGGCCAGCAACAGCCGGCAAGACGCAAGCCCUCGCACAGCCCGGGGGGCGGUGGCAAGGAGGGCGAGACAAACGGGCGUGAGAUCGGGCGCCAUCCGGUGGCGCGCCUGGUGCAUCCGGGCAAGGCCGCACCGAACACGUUAGUCAUACCGGUCGAGCCGGCUGAACAGCCGACCACCACCGCUGCACCACCAUCACCAUCCCCUUCACCACCACCACCACCACCACCACCGCCACCACCACCGCCGCCACCCAAGAGUAGUUUCUACUUCGGCAUGGCGACGGGCGCGGCUCCGAAUGGUGCUUUGACGCUGGCCGGCGGGGUGGCGCACGAGGAAGAACCCGAGCGGGACCGGGGGACGACCGAGGAAGAGGACCCGGAGCAGCCGGAGAAGGGGCAGGAGCAGACGCUGACGCGUACCGGCUCGCUGGACGAGAUCGACCCGACGCAGAUGGACAUUAUCGAUCGGUUCGCGGCGAGUCUGUUGCGUGACAGCCGGCGUUUCCACUCCACCGACUCGGUUGCAUCGUCGGAGGGUGGCGUCGGGGGUGCCGUCAGUGUCAGCGGUCACUUGUCGCCGACGGACGAAUCCGUGGCCGCGUCGGCAGCCGGCUCGGAAGAGAUAGCGCUCCGGUUACGGCCGACGCUGCCACGGAAACAGUUCGACAUACCGCGGUUCAGCCCGGCGGCCGCCUGGCGUCUGCUGACGACCGAGGACGAGUUCGGGGCCGAUGCACCCGGCAGCACCGGAAGUCCGGAAUCCACCGCCGUCGGCAAGAAGCAGUCACCGUCGUCUUAUCUGCGCGGUACGGAGCUGGACGGAGCGUCGAGCGAGGAUCGGAUCGAACGGGUAUACCGGGAACCGGGGCUGCCCGGGCUGCAGGACAACAAGAGCGGUGACAGUGGGAUCUCGGGCGAUGCCGAGGGUUUGCCGGAUCUGGUGCUUGGGGAGCCACGGGACUCCGCUAGCCAUCAGCACCGGCACCUGGGGCCCGGGGGUGGGCGGCACGAAACCUCCCCCGGUAGCACGCCGAGCAGCGCCGGUGAGGAGAAGGGCGACGGGGACGAUGGCGAUCGCCGGCCCACCAGCAACGGGUGGUCAUCGAGUGCACUGACCCGGCUCACACCCUGGACACCCCAGCAGGAUCUGGACGAUGACGAUGACACGACGACGGGCGGUAGCAGCAGUGACGAGCAGCAACAGCACCACCACCACCACCACCACCAGCAGCACGAACACCAACACCGGCUGCACCAUCUGCUCGACGAUUCCGGGAUCGAUCACCACCACCAGCACCACCACCACCACCACCACAGCAACGAAUUCACCACCAAGGGUCACCUGUUCAGUUUGUCGCUGCCCCGGGAAAACCAUCUCUCCAUCUACAACGCUGGCGGCUCAGCGGACGAUAAGAUCGAGAAGCACGUGUUCAACAGUCUGCAGAAGCUGCGCAAAUCCGUUUCGGAUGCGUUCCGGAGCGAGGACACCCCGAUGGUGGGUGGCCCGGUCGGCAGCAACGACAACUGGUUCCUCGGCCGGCUGGACACGACGAAAACGCGCACACCGGCCAUGACGGGAGGGGUGCUCGGUAGCUACGACAAACGGGCGUACGGGUUGUCGGUGACGGCCCCCGACCUUGUCGCUAGCGAGGUUGAUGCGGUACGGGGGGUGACCGGCGAGUCGGCGGACACGACGCCCCACCGGAGUGGCCCCAAGAUCACCAGCAGCUCAAUCGGUUACCUCGUGAGCGGACGACACGUGAUGUAUCUGCCGAAAGAGCCGACGCGGUUGCACGUGGCACCAACGGCAGCGACUGCCGCUCCACCACUACCAGCACCGUCUGCCAAGCACGCCACCGAUCACAACAACAACAACAACAACACUCACUCGAUCGGCACUCGGAAUGGCGGUGGCCAUUUGCUGUCCGCUUGGGAUUUAUCGCAGCAGCAGCAACAAUCGGUCACUCCGUCGUCACCGCACGGGAACAAGAUGUCGGCCGCGCGUACACGAGGCCAGGCAAGCGAGCGGCAGCAGAUGGGCCACGGGUACCCGGCCACACCGCCUGCCCUACCACCGCACGAGAACAAGGAGAACCUCCAGGACACGGUACCGGUGGGGGUGGUGACGGGUACGGGUACCGGAAUGGGAGCGGGUGCCAGCGAGCACGCGGACACCUCGGCCAGCACGCCAGGCCACGGUGCCAACAGCCUUCCGGUGAAGCUGUCGAACCGGCGGCACCAUCGCUUCACCUUCCAGAGCACGAUCCGGCAGAUCGAGAAGCGGCGCGUCGCGGAGCGGCUGUCCCGCGAGGCGGAAAUCAAGGAGGCGAUGCGGCUCAGCGAGCUCGAGGCGAUGCGCCGCGUCGAAGAGGAGUUCCAGCGGAAGCGGGCCCGCGAGAAGGCCUCCAUACGCCACCAGUUACGGCUCUUCUCGAUGGAGGACGGACAGCAGCAGCAGCAGCAGCAGAACGGCUACGACGAUGAAGGUGGCGACGAUAACAACAACAACAACAACAACGAUCCAAGCCGGCAUGAGGAAUCGCGACCGUACGAUGGCAAGCGCUCCGAUCCCGAUGGUGACAGCCUGCCGCAUCAGAGCGCCCGGCCGGGACGUGGCCUCUACCGGAAGCGGGACUCCAGCACCAUCGAACGGCAGCAACAGCAGCAACAGCAGCAGCAGCAGCAGUACAAACGCUCCAUCACCCAGGAUGGCACAGGAUACGCCCCUUAUCACUCCCGACACCACACGAACGACGAUGACGACGACGGUGACGGUGACGAUGGCGUUGACGAGCAUGGACGAGGCGGUGCCGCUGCACCGGAUCACGACAACGAUGGCGACAGCAGCAGCAGCCUGGGGUACGUCGACACCCGGACACCCUACAUUUCGCGCAUCAUCCAGGCCAAGAGCAGCAAAAGUGGCUACGGGCUGCACAAGGUGCGGGCCGACUAGACGGCGGCUCUACUGCUCUGCUGCUACUGCCACUGCCGAACGUGCGAACUCUGCUUGCCAUCUAGUCACCAGUGGGGAGAUUUCCAGGACGGACACACACCCAGCCGUAGCCGUGGCCCCAUCACACCCUUCAGCCACUGCGCGGAGACUGUCAAUUCACUGCUGUACGGUAGCGCCACAGCUAGCAUCCGAUCCGUUACCCUACCAGUACCAGUACACCCUGCAGACGGGGGAGGCGAGGCGGGUGCUUUCCCUUUUUCACUCAUCUUCUGCCUUCUCAUCCCUUUGCUGUCGCUGAGUACCCUUGCACUAUCUGUCCGUCUGUCUUGCUGUCUCUUUAUUUAUUGAUUUUUAAGCGUUUUUUGAUUUAUUUUAAAUGAUGCAACUAUUAUUCGUGGUGUAGGAAGCUAUCGUACAUUCUGCUACUACCACCAGCUACUGCUGCAACAACAACAACAACAACAACUAUGACUACUACUGCUACUCCUACUACUGCGACCGAUGCAUGUUAUUUAGUUUUAGUCCAACUAAUCCCAUUCCAUUAUUCGUUCGAUCAAUAAACAAUCCAAGUAUUCAUUGACUCUACCACGUCGCGAUGCUUUUGACUUGAUUAUUUCUGAACAAGCAAAACUGUGUAGCGCUAGUUGCG